AUGGAGGCGAACGGGACCGAGCCGCUGCCGGUGCAGCCAGCCGUAGACACGCUGAUACUAAACGGGGACGCGGCGGAACGAGAAGAAGCCGACCCCGCCAAGAAGAAGAAGAAGAAGAAGAAGAAAAGCAAGUCCGCCGCUUCCGCAGGACACAGCGAGCAGGAUGAGGAUGGCGAGGUGAGGAAACAAACCGAACUGCAGAACCUGGAUGAGAAAGAAAGAGAAGAGGAUGGAGAAGAAGACGGUGAGGAAGCUGACAACGUCUCUGGGAAAAAGAAGAAAAAGAAGACAAAGAAGAAGAAAGGACCCAAAACCCAAACGGACCCUCCAUCCAUCCCCAUCUGUGAUCUGUACCCCAGUGGUGUGUUUCCUGUGGGUCAGGAGUGUGAAUACCCUCCAUCACAGGAUGGGCGUAGCGCCGCUUGGAGAAUGAGCAAUGAGGAGAAGCAAGUGAUGAAUAAAGCCAAUGAGGAGAUGUGGAAUGACUUCCGGGAGGCGGCUGAAGCCCAUCGACAGGUGCGGCAAUAUGUAAAGAGCUGGAUCAAACCUGGAAUGACUAUGAUUGACAUCUGUGAGCGUCUGGAGGACUGCAGUAGGAAGCUGAUCAAAGAGAACGGUUUGAAUGCAGGGCUGGCGUUUCCUACCGGGUGCUCGCUGAAUAACUGCGCUGCUCACUACACACCAAACGCUGGAGACCCUACUGUCCUCCAGUACGACGAUGUGUGCAAGAUUGAUUUCGGCACACACAUCAGUGGCAGGAUCAUUGACUGUGCCUUCACUGUCACCUUCAAUCCAAAGUAUGACCGCUUGCUCGAGGCUGUGAGAGAUGCUACCAACACGGGCAUCAAGUGUGCAGGUAUAGAUGUACGUCUUUGUGAUGUUGGAGAAUCAAUACAAGAAGUGAUGGAGUCGUACGAGGUUGAAAUAGAUGGCAAAACGUAUCAAGUCAAACCUAUUCGCAAUCUGAACGGACACUCUAUUGGUCAGUAUCGGAUACAUGCUGGUAAAACAGUGCCUAUAGUGAAGGGAGGAGAAGCCACCAGAAUGGAGGAAGGGGAGGUGUACGCUAUCGAGACGUUCGGCAGCACUGGUAAAGGAGUGGUCCACGAUGACAUGGACUGCUCGCAUUACAUGAAGAACUUUGAUGUUGGACAUGUGCCAAUCAGGCUGCCCAGGGCAAAGCACUUGCUAAAUGUUGUGAACGAGAACUUCGGCACCCUAGCGUUCUGUCGCCGCUGGCUCGACCGUUUGGGUGAAAGCAAGUACCUGAUGGCCCUGAAGAACCUGUGUGACCUGGGCAUCAUCGACCCCUACCCCCCUCUCUGUGACGCCAAGGGCUCGUACACGGCUCAGUUCGAACACACCAUCCUGCUCAGACCUACGUGCAAGGAAGUCGUGAGCCGCGGAGACGACUACUGAGACGUACAUAUGCAUAAACACUCGCACUCCAGUCCCAUGCAAAAACAUACACAAACAUAUAGGCAUUCUUAAAAGAAUAAACUAGUUUAAUACCUGAAAUGCUGCUGUGAACGCGCAACAUAUACUCAGCAUUAAGUAAGGCAUGAAAAUACUAUGCAUGGGUACGAGUCAGUGCCCGAAGUGAGCGAGAUGAAGACUUUAUACUCAUUUGUACUCUGUGUAGUGAAUGAGAGAAUGUAAAGAGUAUGGCUGCUUGGCUUUACACGUCACUGAAGGGCUUUUGCGAGAAAAACAAAUUCAUCAGGAAAUAAAUCCGUAAUGCGCACAGCUUUUAGAGUUUUUUUGGUAUUUGUAUAAUAUCAAAUGGCUGUCUCAUCUAGUACCUAUUACAUUUUGAACUCCCGGAAUUCUUUUUAAAAAAAAGACUAAAUAAAUUGUACAAUACU
Sinocyclocheilus grahami is the source of this 1865-nucleotide messenger RNA. RefSeq names its product methionine aminopeptidase 2-like. Gene Ontology annotation, biological process: proteolysis. Lineage: Eukaryota; Metazoa; Chordata; Actinopteri; Cypriniformes; Cyprinidae. The transcript is spliced from 11 exons. Gene Ontology annotation, cellular component: cytoplasm. Bases 1 to 1419 code for a protein of 472 amino acids. Gene Ontology annotation, molecular function: metalloaminopeptidase activity. The record is from RefSeq and is a predicted model, not a curated record.